AUGGGAACGUACGACGCCUUGUGCCACGAGACAAGAAAAUGUGACUGUUGAAAUUAUGAUUAUGAUAAAUUAAUAGUUUAUUUUUGAAAAAUUGAAAUGAAAUUUUAUGUGGUACCAAAUCAUUCAUAGUUAAAUGCAUAAAUACUACUUAAUAGUGAUUAAUGUCAAUAUAAAAUUGCUUAAUGCUGCAAUAAUUGUGGUGACAGGUUACAUAACCUAAAAUAAAAUCAUGCACAAAAUUUUUACGAAAAUCGUGAGAAGUUGCAAAAGUAUCAGUAAAUUCCACUCUAGUCGAAGAUAUGUAGCUAAGGAUAAUACGAAGAAUACUCCGGUAAGAGCUGGGGUUAGUAUAUUAUUUAGCAAAAAGUAUUUAUUACUUUCAAACACUGUUACCUCUGGUUUAUUGAUGUUCAUUGGAGAUUUAUGUCAGCAAGAGAUAGAAUUUCGACAAAAAUUGUUAGAAAAACGUUACGAUUUCAAGCGAUUAACCCAUAUGUUCAUAGUGGGAUUAGCCCUGGGCCCCCCUCAUCAUUACUAUUACAUUGGAAUUGCAAAAAAAUGGCCACAAAGGACAACAAAGAUUAUAUUGUGGAAGAUUAUGCUUGAUCAAUUUGUAAUGUCCCCAUUGUGUAUAGUAGCAUUUUUCUUUGGGUUGAAUGCACUUGAAAUGAAACCAUUGAAGGAAGUAGUUUCUGAAUUACAAAAUAAAUUUUAUACUGUUUAUUUAGUAGAUUGGAUAAUUUGGCCACCUACACAAUAUCUUAACUUUUAUUUGGUACCAGUUAAGUAUCAAGUGUUGUACAUAAAUGCAGUAACCAUGUUGUACAAUGUAUUUUUGUCUUUUAUGAAGUACAAACCUGAAGAUAUGUUACUCAAUACAAUCAGCGAAGUUCCUGAAAAAGUACGAAAAGAUUGAAUUUUUGUUAAUUUUUAUAUAUUUUAUAUUUGUUAUGGAAUGACUAGGGAAAUUAAAUGAUAAUGACUAUUUCAAGAA
Messenger RNA from Diorhabda carinulata, 994 nucleotides. Its product is annotated as mpv17-like protein 2. The transcript has 3 exons. Bases 230 to 916 code for a protein of 228 amino acids. Gene Ontology annotation, biological process: mitochondrial ribosome assembly. NCBI's taxonomy places the organism in Eukaryota, Metazoa, Arthropoda, Insecta, Coleoptera, Chrysomelidae. The record is from RefSeq and is a predicted model, not a curated record. Gene Ontology annotation, cellular component: cytoplasm; membrane.